Messenger RNA from Parastagonospora nodorum SN15, 402 nucleotides. RefSeq lists its product as hypothetical. The record is from RefSeq and is a predicted model, not a curated record. Lineage: Eukaryota; Fungi; Ascomycota; Dothideomycetes; Pleosporales; Phaeosphaeriaceae. The transcript has 4 exons. The coding region runs from base 1 to 402 and encodes 133 amino acids.
AUGCAGGGCAACGAUUCUACGGUCUCCGCAACCAACUUCAUACUUAGCAUCAUGAAAUUGGUCAUUGUGGACAUAUUCGAUCGCCACCGCAUCUUGCUAGUCACGAUCGCGGGCAUAGUGACGGAAUUGGCUGGCCUGAUUAUCUUCUCAUCGUCGUCAUCAUAUGCUUCGUGGUUCAUUGCAUCACCUUUCUUGUCCAUUAUGAAGGGUAUCACAUCCAAUGGCAAAUUUGGCUUCUACGUAGCGAUCUGCUUCUUUGGCUGGGUCUUUGUGGUCUUCUAUGUCCCUGAAGCCGGGGCAUGCAGCUCGAAAAUAUUCGAGAGAUCUUCAAUCAUGGCUUUGAAAGAGAACAAAGCGCUUGCCAAAGCCAAUGCCGGAAGUUUACAGGGCUUUAACCAUUGA